Molecule: messenger RNA, 597 nt
Organism: Opisthocomus hoazin
Lineage: Eukaryota; Metazoa; Chordata; Aves; Opisthocomiformes; Opisthocomidae
Source: RefSeq, a predicted model, not a curated record
AUGGAACAAGCUAAGAGUGAUAAAGACUUCUCUCUAUCUACAGACAAUGAAAUACUUUCCAGUUUACCACUGCAGAUGUCCCUCUAUUUCAACGUUUAUUUCUUCCCAUUUUGGUGGCUCAGCACCGUUGUCACACUCCAUCUAAAGUAUCCAGUCUUGUCAGAUUACUAUAAGUUCAUCCUGGUCACAGUCAUGAUCCUAGCCUCUCUAAUAGAGGUCAUUCGACUCUACCUGGGAUACAUGGGCAAUCUGCAGGAGAAGGUUCCUGAGCUGGCUGGGUUUUGGCUCCUGACUCUCCUCCUGCAGUUGCCUAUAAUUCUCUUCCUCCUAUUUAAUGAAGGUCUGAAAAUUCAGCCACUGGAGCGAGCAGUCCAUAUUGUCUUUGCCCUCUUCCUUGCCUUCCAAGUCAUUGCAGCCUUUUUCACCCUGAAAAGAAUGGUGAACAAACUGGCAGUUCACUUCCGCCUUAAUAACCGCCUGGAGGAACAUCCUGUGCCUGAUUUUUACAGCCUGGGUAAAGAGGAGAGAGCAGUUUCAGUGGCUGGUAGGGGCCCUGGUGCUGGCUGGGGAUCACCCACUGCAGGCCUGAGAAGCUAA